AUGACUUCCAACCGACAAUAUGACUUGGUCUUGCUGGGCCCAACUGGCUACACUGGCCGAUUCUGUGCAGAGCACAUUGUGCAGAACCUUCCUACCGAUCUGAAAUGGGCUAUUGCAGGUCGCUCCGCGCAGAAAAUCGAGCCCAUCGCCCAGGAACUAAAGGCUAUUAACCCAGAUCGCGUGAACCCAGAUGUCCUGGUUGUUCAACUGAACUCUACCGAGCUCAGCGAGCUUGCCCAGAAAACGCGGCUGGUUAUCAAUUGUGUGGGUCCAUACCACUUGUAUUCGACCCCAGUCGUGGAGGCAUGUGCUGUCAAUGGAACUCACUAUGUGGAUGUUACCGGAGAAACACCCUGGGUCAAGUCGAUCAUUGAAAAAUACCACGAAACAGCCAAGGCCAAUAACUCUAUUAUAAUCCCUUGUACUGGUGUUGAGAGUGUCCCAGCUGAUAUACUGGCAUGGGCUCUGGUCAAGCGAGUCCGAGAAGACCUUUCGUCUUCAACCCGCCAGAUCAACAGUACGAUCAAGGAGAUGGUAUCUUCCGGUCCCAGCGGCGGCACUCUGAGUACUGUUUUAACCACCUUCGAGAGCUUCUCAAUGUCCGAGCUAUCCAAGUCGAUGACUCCCUUCGCAUUAGCAGCAUCCCCGCCACCAAAGAACAUCCCCGGCGAGUCAAUCCUGGCAAAGCUCUUUGGCGUACGCUCAAUUCGCGACCUUGGUACCGUGACAACCUCCCCGUCCGGUAUUUGCGAUAUGACCGUCGUCCACCGCAGCAGCAGCCUGAUGCCGGAGUUGUACGGGCAGAACUUCGUCUUUCAUCAGUUCUUGUCAGUCCGCAACGCGCUGAUUGGCGUCGCCAUCCACAUCGGCUUCUUGAUUGCAGUUUCGCUGCUUGCGCUACCACCGGUCCGCUGGCUGGUGCGGAAGUUCGUCUUUGCUCCUGGCACUGGCCCGCGCAGAGAAGACUCGAAAAAUGACAUUCUUGAGUACCAUGCCAUUGCUACUGCGGAUAGUCCUUCACCACAGCGCGUGUUCGGUAAGAUCACUUACCACGGCGGCAUGUACCCCUUCACUGGAUUGCUGCUAGCUGAGGCUGCUAUGGUCAUUCUUAAUGAGGAGGAUAAGAUCAAGAAGGUCUCGCGUGGUGGCAUUGUUACUCCCGCUACGCUAGGUCAGGACUAUGUCGACCGCCUGGAGAAGGUCGGCUGCAAAAUCGAGACUAAGCUGUUUCAGUACUAA
Penicillium vulpinum is the source of this 1239-nucleotide messenger RNA. RefSeq names its product saccharopine dehydrogenase family protein. The record is from RefSeq and is a predicted model, not a curated record. Gene Ontology annotation, biological process: glycolipid biosynthetic process. Gene Ontology annotation, cellular component: lipid droplet; mitochondrion; plasma membrane. Lineage: Eukaryota; Fungi; Ascomycota; Eurotiomycetes; Eurotiales; Aspergillaceae. The coding region runs from base 1 to 1239 and encodes 412 amino acids. The transcript has 5 exons.